CAAGAUGCCGUUGUCUGGCCUUAGCGGAGAUCUUGUGUCCAGUGUGCCUGACUGGUUGUGUAGUUAUUAGUAUGUGUGACCAACGUGUGUGUGUGUGUGUGUGUGUGUGUGUGUGUGUGUGUGUGUGUAUGUGUGUGUGUGAUCCAAGAUGGCGUCGUCCGGCCUGUCGGAGGAGAUCUUGUGUCCUGUGUGCCUGGGUGAGUUCCAGGAGCCUGUCAGUCUUCGCUGUCAGCACAGCUUCUGCAGGAGAUGCAUCAGCACUUACCUGGCAACCAGCGGGGGUGCAGGGCUGUGCCCAGAGUGCAGACACCCCUUCAACAAGAAACAUAUUAAGGCCAAUCGAUCGCUCGCCAAGGUGGUCAGCGCAGCUAAAGAACACCUGGAAGAACAGAGGACACUACAGGAGAGCCUGACUAGCGUGUUGUUGGAGCCGGCGGGUUCAGGGGCGGAGCCUGUGGAAGACCCCGCCCUCAUGUGCUCUGUGCACCAGGAGAGGCUGAAGCUGUUCUGUACUGAGGACCAGCAGCUGCUGUGUGUGGUGUGUAGAGAGGCGGAGCAACACCACGGACACACAUGCAGACCAGCCGAAGAGGUGGCACAGCACUAUAAGGGCUUGCUGGGUGGAGCAGUCAACUUCCUAUCUACGGAGAACGCAAGUCUAAACUACAUGAUUGGCUUGCAGUCUGCUGAGGUCCUACAGACACAGGAGCGCUCCAGAGACCUGUCUGCGAUGAUCUCCUCUGAGUUUGUCAAGCUGCAGCAGCUACUGAGAGAUCAGGAGCAGAAGGUGCUCUCUAGACUGCAAGAGGAGGAGACUAGAGUUCUGGUUCCCAUGCAGACCAACCUGAACAUGUUGACACAACUCAUCUCCAUGGAGACCAACACGGAGCAGGUGCUCACCUCCAACCUCAGCAACACCCAGCCAAUCACAUUCCUCCAGUGGUGGACCUCUGUGGGGAGUGGCAUGGUUGAAGAGAUGCUGCAUUUUGAUAGCGACCCUGCAUCCUCUGAAGAACACACCAGCUCCACGGAACAGCAACGGCUCUGGUUCUCAUCGAAGCUGGAGGGCCUGGGCGUGUGCAGUGAUGUCAUCAAUCUGGGCCCAUACGAGUCCCAUCUGCCCUUCCUAGUCUGGAAGCAAGUUCUCAACCACAUCCACAUCCAGCAAGUUCCCCAUGCUGAUGAGCUGGCUCAGUGGGAGGAGUCCUAUUCCCGAGUGGGCCUAUCAGGGCGCAGCCUGCAGCGCGUGGACAGGAAGCUGGGGGGCUUGCUGGGCGUGUUCCGGGGCUAUCGGCCAAUGGCACGCUGCCAUCCAGCGUACGGCCAGGGCCGCCACUACUGGGAGGUGGAGGUGGGUCGCAGACCCGACUGGGCCGUGGGGGUGUGUGUGGCGGGUGUGUCUCAGCUGUGCGCGUGCCAGGGGAUGUGUGUGUGUAGGUGGUGUGCCACGCCACAGGGGGCGCUACGGGAACAGGUGAUGCUGCACCUGAAGAGGGGACGCGGCUACAGUGUGACUGUGUCUGGAGCGGUGGAGACCCCUGUUGCAUUGUGGGAGUAUCCAAGGCGAGUGGGCGUGUACCUGGACUGCGACAGAGGGAGGGUGGAGUUCUACGAUGCUGAUACACUCCUUCUGAUCCACUCCUCCAAGAUGGCCGACUGCCAGCAUCAGGACCACACGGCUGGGUCAGGCAGGGAGGGGCCACUGCUGUCCCUGUGCCUGUCCCCCGGCUGCUACAACAAGGAGGAGGAAGGGAGAGGCGACUGGGAACCCCUCACCGUCUGCUGUUACCGCCGGCAACGCCCUCCCGGGGCCGACAUGGAGCUGCUGGGGCGGGUCUGGAGGCCGUCACUGCUGGGGGCCGACGAGGCGCUGUGGUGGCGCGACGCCAGGCUGGGGCUGGCCAUCCUGGGGGUGGCGGCAGGGGUGAUGGGGGUCACUUCAGGCUGGGGUGAUCUGGGGAGCUCAAGGGGUGACUUGGGCCGUUCUGGAGGUGGGGUGGGGGGCUUGGGUCACAGCCUGGAGGACUCAAUCUGGUGGUGA
Molecule: messenger RNA, 2041 nt
Organism: Engraulis encrasicolus (European anchovy)
Lineage: Eukaryota; Metazoa; Chordata; Actinopteri; Clupeiformes; Engraulidae
Product: tripartite motif-containing protein 75-like
Exons: 8
Coding region: 149-2041 (630 amino acids)
Biological process (GO): protein ubiquitination
Cellular component (GO): cytoplasm
Molecular function (GO): protein binding; zinc ion binding; ubiquitin protein ligase activity
Source: RefSeq, a predicted model, not a curated record